This is a messenger RNA of Chenopodium quinoa (quinoa), 1046 nucleotides long. Its product is annotated as acylpyruvase FAHD1, mitochondrial-like. Bases 79 to 729 code for a protein of 216 amino acids. The transcript has 7 exons. The record is from RefSeq and is a predicted model, not a curated record. Gene Ontology annotation, cellular component: mitochondrion. NCBI's taxonomy places the organism in Eukaryota, Viridiplantae, Streptophyta, Magnoliopsida, Caryophyllales, Amaranthaceae. Gene Ontology annotation, molecular function: acetylpyruvate hydrolase activity.
AUGUUAUAUAAUAGCCCACCAAAAUAGAAAUUAGUACACUACUAAACUUGAUUACAUAAACUGGCAGGAAGAAGAAUAAUGGCUAAUCUUAUUGAGAAGGGGACUAAGAUCAUCGGUGUUGGCCGUAACUAUAUCGACAACAACCCCGCUCCGUUGCCUAAGGAACCAGUGUUGUUCUUGAAGCCAACAUCAUCAUACUUGGAAAAUGGAGGAACAAUUGAAAUCCCAGCUUCAAUGGAGCAAGUUUGGUAUGAAGCUGAGCUUGCUGUUGUUAUUGGCAAGAAAGCUCGCGAUGUUUCUGAGGCCGAGGCCUUGGAUUACGUUGGAGGUUAUGCUCUAGGACUUGAUGUGACAGCAAAGGAACUCCAAGCUACUAUUAAGGCUACAGGUCUUCCAUGGCUACUAGCUAAGGGACUCGACACGUUUACACCCAUCAGUGAAAUGAUUCCCAAAACUGCAGUGCCUGAUCCUCAUGACUUGGAGUUGUGGCUAAAGGUUGAUGGAGAAUUAAAGCAGAAGGGAUCAACACAAGAUAUGAUAUUCAAGAUCCCGUACCUCAUCAGCCACAUCAGUUCUUUCAUGACACUUUUAGAAGGAGAUGUUAUCCUAACCGGCACCCCAGAAGGUAUUGGGCCAGUGAAACCAGGCCAGAAAAUUACUGCUGGUAUAACAGGUCUGGUAGAUGUUAAUUUCAGUGCUGAGAGACGGAGCACACCAGUAAGCAAUUAAUCGCGAUGUUUAGGACUGCCAUUUCCAGUGGAAGCAUCAAUUGUUUAUUUCAAGUUAUUUGUUUAAGUUGCUGAUGAUUUCAUACCUUUCUCCAAGCUGGAAAGUAUCAGUAACAUAAUAAAUUGUUGCAAGAUUUGAGCUUAUUAAGUUAUGUAUUCUUGUACAAUAUCAAGUUAAGAAUAAGAAUUGUGUAUGUAACUAGGAAGAACAGUUUCCCAAGAGAAUUUAAAUUUGCAACUAGAGUAAGGGUCUGGUUCUUGGCUAAAAUUUUGAGUUUCUCUUAGUCAAAUAAAGAAAUCAAAUGUGUAUUUCUUUAA